CUCAUUUAUCAACAGUGCGUAGAAAAGGUUCUAUAUUUUGUCCAACGAAUAAAAUUUAGAAUGUGCCUAAGUACAAGAAAAUCCGCAUUUAUCAAACGUGCGCACGCAGUUCUUACGCACAUGAGUAAGCAAUCAUUGUUGAUAAAUACCACAUGUGCGUAAGUACCAUGCUCGUUCACAUUCAUGGUCAUUAGCAUUCGGAAACGCCUCCAAUUAACCAUAUAUGGUGACAACACUUCCCUUUAAAAAUUACGUGAUUGUGUUUUUUCCUCACUGCAAUAAUGGCAAAGAGAGAAAAGAAGAGGAACUUCACAAACACAGAAUUAGAGAUACUUGUAAAUGAAGUUGAAUCCAACCAACAGAUAUUGUUUAGUUCAUUCGCUGCAGGAGGAAUUACAAAUAAAAGAAAAAAUGCUGCAUGGGAGAAUGUCACCAAUGCAGUUAAUUCCGUUGGGUCUGAGGAGAGAACUGUCCCAGAAAUAAAAAAAAAAUGGUUUGAUAUUAAAGUAUUGGCUAAAAAACGUGUCACAGCACACAGACGAGAAAUGUCUGCAACUGAAGGAGGACAGACAACAACGGAACUUUCCCCAUUGGACAACCGCAUAGCCUGCAUCAUCGGAGACACGGCUCUGUCCGGGAUUACUAAGGACGGUGACACUGAUGCUCUUGCGACAGAACAAACCGGGCCAUCUAACACCCAAAGUGAAGCGACACCCGUUGUGCCUGAGGAGCUUGAGGAGCCGGGCCCAUCCAUUGCCCCUUCCAUGCGCCGUGCGCCAAGAGUGCUGAGUGAGGCGGUGCUACAAAAUCAAGAGGAAACAACAAAAUCCAUUAAUGACCUAAAGGAUCAACUGAGCAACAUAACGAAUGUAUUGAUUCAAAUCAACGAGUCUCUGAAACAGAUUGCCUCUUGCACAAAUACAAUUGCUAAUAAACCAUAAACCGCUGACUAAUGUGAUUUCAGUUAUUUGUUUCCACGAAGCUGCAAAACACAAAAUGAAAUCGCUGUAAUGUUUCUGCACUCGACCAAUGGCCAGACUUACCUAAAAUGUCUGUAUGAUCCUCUGUCUUGUCUGAAUGCCAGCGGCAUUAGGAGGUGGCAGGGGCACUGCAUCGGGCAUAGGGCCGUCUGGUCUUGGGGGUUCCUGCAGAGGGAUGCCCUGUCUGAUGGCCAAGUUGUGUAGCACACUGCAAGCCAUGAUGAUUUUGCAUGCUUUUUCUGGCUGAUACUGCAGUGUCCCUCCCGUGCUUGACAGACACAGCCAUCGUCCUUUCAGCAGGCCUAUUGCGCGCUCAACUGUGCUCCUUGAGCGUGCAUGUGCACGGUUGUACGCCUGUUCCUGCUCGGUCCUCGGGUUGGUUAGGGGGGUCAUUAGCCAUGGCUUUAGCGGGUAACCUUGAUCACCUAAUGAAAUAGUUUUAAGUAAUUGUAC
Messenger RNA from Clarias gariepinus (North African catfish), 1433 nucleotides. RefSeq names its product nuclear apoptosis-inducing factor 1-like. Bases 282 to 941 code for a protein of 219 amino acids. Lineage: Eukaryota; Metazoa; Chordata; Actinopteri; Siluriformes; Clariidae. Gene Ontology annotation, cellular component: nucleus. The record is from RefSeq and is a predicted model, not a curated record. The transcript has 2 exons.